AUGGUUAAAAUCUGUUUAAUUUUACGUUCAAUAUCGGAAUUAUCAAUAAGCUUAGGAUCAUCUUAUCAUUAUUUACCCAAUAAAAUUAUAAAAAUCCAUAAAUUUAAAGUACAUGAUUCAUAUAACUCAUCUACUUACGAUAACGAUUUAGCUAUUUUACUGCUUGUGUCAAAAAUAAAUUUCGGUCCAAACAUUCUCCCAAUUUCUUUGCCAUUUCAAAACGAAACUUUACCAUCUGGAGCUCUCGGAACCGUUUCCGGUUGGGGACAAACCUUGGAAACAAUGAAACGCCUCCCGGAAAAACUAAGAAGCAUUCAAAUACCAACGAUUUCAAAUGAACGUUGCGCUAUUUUAAACGCACCAAAUUUAGUUACAAAUAAUAUGAUUUGUGCAAAAGAUUUAAGUGGAGGAAGAAGAGAUACGUGUCAAGGUGAUUCCGGGUCUGGAUUUGUUGUUAAUGGAAAGUUAUUUGGUGUUACUUCGUGGGGAAUUGGAUGCGGGAGAUUAAAUAAAGCUGGGGUUUAUACAAGGAUUUCAUUGUAUCGAGAUUGGAUUAAGUUAUAUACCAACAUUUGA
Molecule: messenger RNA, 576 nt
Organism: Onthophagus taurus
Lineage: Eukaryota; Metazoa; Arthropoda; Insecta; Coleoptera; Scarabaeidae
Source: RefSeq, a predicted model, not a curated record